AUGGGAAAGAAGGAUAAACCUAAGGGGAAUAAAGCUGAAAAUAGCAAGAAAUCACAAAGAAAGUUGGAACUGAGACUUAAGAAGGUCGAGAGGCAGUCCGGAGAGUCUUCACUCGAGGAUUUAAUCCAAAGUUUCAGAGAUCAGCAGAAAAAAAUCACGACAACAACGCUGGUCGCAAUAUCUGCUCCUACUCCAAGGUCUCAUUUUUCUUUAGUUUCAUGCCCAGAUAGUGAAGAGUUGAUUAUGUUUGGUGGUGAAUUCUUUGAUGGACGAAGGGUUAAAAUGUUUUCCGAUCUUCUAAUUUAUCAAUGUAAAGUCAACCAGUGGCUCAAGUUGGACAGCCCUAACUGCCCAACACCACGAUCAGGCCAUCAGGCGGUGUACGUAAAAACUGAAUCCACCCCUUCGAGCAUUUGGAUAUAUGGCGGAGAGUUCAUAUCACCGUCUCAAACCAGAUUUUAUCAUUACAGUGAUUUGUGGUGUCUUCGCUUACGAUCUCAAAAAUGGGAGCUAAUAAACUCAUUUGGACCAUGUGCAAGAAGCGGACAUCGUAUGAUUACUUGCGGAAAUAAAAUUUUACUAUUUGGUGGUUUCAGUGAUACUGGAAGGUUAGUUUCUUUUGUAUUAAUGAGUUCAGUAAAACAACUUAUUUUGAUGAUUUGUGGCAGUUUGAUUUGA
Messenger RNA from Trichobilharzia regenti, 678 nucleotides. The record is from the annotation of a GenBank genome assembly. Lineage: Eukaryota; Metazoa; Platyhelminthes; Trematoda; Strigeidida; Schistosomatidae.